Xenopus laevis (African clawed frog) is the source of this 1888-nucleotide messenger RNA. RefSeq names its product protein-glutamine gamma-glutamyltransferase E-like (gene tgm7.S). The coding region runs from base 153 to 830 and encodes 225 amino acids. Lineage: Eukaryota; Metazoa; Chordata; Amphibia; Anura; Pipidae. The transcript is spliced from 5 exons. The record is from RefSeq and is a predicted model, not a curated record.
GAGUUUCAAGUAAAACAGGUUGUGCUCUGUCUGAUAAAAUGAUACCUGAUCCCUACUUCAUUUAGUAAUGUGUUGAUGAUUGAGCAGACAUCACUGAACAAGGCCCUGAUUCAGACACAUCCUGAGAAAACUUUCCUACAUUUCCUUUAGCCAUGUCAAGCUCCUUUCCACUCUCUAAUGCCACCUACAUAUCUGGGGCAUUUAAGGUCACUGGUGAACGAGUUGUCGGCAAAGAUGUGGCAGUUACGUUGACGAUUACCAAUCUAACUUGUAACUGCAAGGCCAUCAAUGUGAACAUCACUGCUUUCUCAAUCCUUUAUACCAACAAGGAAAUGCACCAACUAUUGAAUGAAACCAGGAAGCUUUGCCUGAAAGGCAAGGAAGAGAAGGAGGUUCCACUCACAAUAAAAUAUGCACAGUACGAGGAUCUCUUGACUGCAGAUAAUAUGAUUGAGGUCCAUGCUGUUUGCUCUUCUGAAGAAACCAAUGAGAAAUUAGUUGUGGAAACAAAUAUUGUAUUGGAGAACCCUAAAUUUGAGAUAAAGCUUAUGGAUAAGGCAAUAUUAAACAAGCCAGUAACAAUACAGAUCAUUUUCACAAACCCCCUGAACAAAGAUCUUACUGACAUAAUGAUCAUUGUGGAAGGCAGCGGCUUAAUUAAUGAUACAAUCACAAAACAAGGCGGCUCUGUAAAAGCAAAAGGCACCAUCACAAUCCCUGUAACGUUCACACCCUACAAAGAGGGAGAAAGAUACUUGCUCGCUGAUUUCACCUGUAACAAGUUCAAGAACAUCAAAGGUCACUUGGAGAUCAACGUGCAGCCGGAAUAACCAUAUUGUUAUCAUCAUGUUCCCACAGCAAGUUAUGUACUGACAGUGUUUAAACAUACACAAAUUAGCCUACUGUUUGCUUUUAUUCUUGCAUCCAUGGCUUAUUCUUAUCCAGGAAUAUACAAAGAAGAACACUCUUAUGGUUCUGAAACUAAAGCCAGGGUGCCUAAUCUGCUGUGAUUGGAUGGGUGUUUAUGGAAACUUUCAUCAUGGGGUCAAUGUAUUCCUGUCCACAUUAAUGAUCCCGAUCAUCCUCCCAUAUUUCUUAGUCCCUACAUAUAUAUAUAGUCCUACUGCUAUAUUACAUUCAUUCUAUCUAUGGUGUCAAAACUAAUUGUUGGGCCCAUAACAACCAGGUUUUAUUUACUGGCUAGCUGUUUGCAAUAGGAUUGAUUGUUCUGGGUCCCUUGAUGUGGGCAAAUGUAAGUCUUUUAAUUACAUUACAAUGGCACAAAGGUGAAUAUGGAAGAAUGUGAAAUACCUACUUUUGUUGCUAGGAGAAGCGCUGCAACCCAACAUCUCAAUGUAUGCGUAACUCUCAAGGAUCUCUUGGUAUCACUGUAUAAACAAGCAUGGUGAUUGGAUGGAAUAUCCAUCAGUUUUCUGGUUACUUUCUGUAUAAGAAAACAAGUUAAAUAAAGGAACUUCAUUUCCCACGAGGUUGCCAUACCUACAUAGUUAUUUCCCCUGAAUUUCAUAAAUGAUCCCAUUGCUUCAUUAGUUGCCAUACUAACAGUUAUUUUCCCUACUAUUCAUUCCUGUCACAUUCCUGCCACCAUAUGCUUUGACACAUCUAGUGGGACAGAGACUGUCAUACUUAAAAUCAUCUUGACCUGGCUGGUUGGACAAAUGUCCAGGAUAACACAAAGAAACCAUAUUUUGUUCUUGUUUUUAACAUCUGUUGAAAGAAAAUGUAUGUAGACAUAAGUGCAGGUACAUGAGAAGUCUUUUGUAUAUUUUCUUUUUGUAACUGUGUUACAUGUAGUAUUUAAGGCUCAACACAACUUCAGAGUCAAAGCUCUACGAAUGCACCAAUAAACUUUGCAUGUGAAAAUAAA